AUGCCUCUCACCAUCAAGCAGCACAGGAAGAUCAAGAGAGUUGAGUGCGUGCGCGGUGAAGCCUGUCACCCCUACGAGCCGUUCAAAUGCCCAGGGGAUGGCGCCUGUAUCUCCAUCCAGUACCUAUGUGACGGCGCGCCGGAUUGCCUGGAUGGAUAUGACGAAGACUCAAGGCUCUGCACAGCUGCAAAGCGACCACCGGUGGAGGAGACGUCCAGCUUUCUUCAGUCUUUGCUGGCGAGCCACGGACCGAACUACCUGGAGAAACUCUUCGGCAGCAAGGCGAGGGACGCCCUGGCUCCUCUGGGAGGAGUGGACAAGGUGGCCAUCACGCUCUCUGAAUCGCAAACAAUCGAAGACUUCGGAGCAGCUCUGCACCUGAUGCGUUCGGACCUGGAACACUUGCGCUCCGUGUUCAUGGCAGUGGAGAACGGGGACCUCGGCAUGCUCAAGAGCCUCGGCAUCAAGGACUCGGAGCUCGGAGACGUCAAGUUCUUCUUGGAGAAACUCGUCAACACUGGCUUCCUCGACUAAUUCCUCUCUGGCCGACCCCUAGUUUAGACCUUAGACUAAACAUAUUUAUACAGAAGAUAGAUUUACAGAGGAAUCCGUGCAGAAAUCAUUCAUCAUCAUCUGUGUUUUGUCUGUUUCCAUCAUUUCAAAAGUAAAUUUUGGAUUGGCAGUUUCUUCCCUCUGUCAAUCUAACCAACAAUAUUUUGCGUUUAGCAAACUGGUUCGAUUCUGAAAAAUGUUUUAUGUGAAUAUAGAACUGAAGGUAUUUUAAAUCAAAAUUGUUUAAUUUUUAAUUACGAUCAGUUUGUAUAUAGGUACAAAACGUUAGAUGGAAAUCGUUUCGGAUACCAAGUUUUUCUUUAUGUCCACAUUUUUGUACAAGUGGAACUAUGAAUGUGGGACUAAAGGUUAAUUAAUUACUGACUCUCAGUAAAUAUGGAAUAUCCCUUUAAUAUGAAACCUUUUAGAUUUGAAACCGUAAAGGUUGAGUUUUAUUUAUCAUAUACUUUAUUUUAAAAGCUCAACUGCGAGGCUGUUGGUAAGUAUAAUUCUAGUAGCAAUAAAUGCAUUUGCUUGAGCUAUAUAUCAUCGCGGGAUUUUUUUUCUUUUUUCAUCUCAUUUUUUUAACAAAUUUAAGAGAGUUCUUAAUAUAAAAACAUCUUGCUUAUUGAAUAAAAGCAGCAAGUUAAAUGGAUUAUAUGCAGUAUACGAUUACUGUAGUUAAUUUUAAACUAUUUUGAUAAGUUGAAUAAUCAAUGUCUAAUCAAUAAUCAUAACAACAGAAACAUAUCAGGCCUAUGGUGUCAUUAAGUGAUGGAAGCUAAAUGUGCGUAUUUUAUAAGUAAAUUUAUAAUAUUUUACACUUAUACAUUCGUGUCAUCUGUGAUUUUAUAGACUUUAGACUUUCAAAAAACAUAUCAUUGAGUAAUAGGCUAAACUAGUAUUAAAAAUACAUAUCAUUAAAUGUAACAAGGUUUUGAUCAAGUAUACUUUAUUAAUUUUAUCUAUACCUUAAGAUCUUGGAAUAUUUCAGAACUCAUGAUUGUUACAAGAAUUUUAAAAGUACUCAGUUAUACUUGUUCCAAUUACAAAAGAUGUUAAAAUUGUACUAUGCUAUUGUUAAAUAUGAUCAAACUGGUUAUGUUUGAUUUAUUUCAACUCUAUUUGCUACGAUUUUACGUAUGAAGUUAGUUUUAAUUCAAGGUCUUCAAGGUUAAUUAUUUAUGUUCUUUAUAUUAUUAAUAUAGUAUUAGUAUCUGACACGUUUUUUGUGGUCAGCUCGCUUUUCAUAUAAAGUUUUUGAGUUUAUUGCCCCUAUCUACACUGCAUGUAUUUUAAAAGCAGCAUGUUUUCAAACAUUUCUGCAAUUUUAGAUGUUUUGCUGGCUGUUAACUUUGAGGUUAUGUUCGCCGAAAUGUUCUGCUGUUUUGGAUACAUUUUGCUGGCGGUUAACUUUGAGGUUAUGUUCACUGAAAUAUUUAUGCUAUUUCACAUAGGUUUUGCUGGCCGAUAACUUUGAGGUUAUGUUCGCCGAAAUGUUUCCGUUAUUUCACAUAGGUUUUGCUGGCCGAUAACUUUGAGGUUAUGUGCGCCGAAAUGUUUCCGCUAUUUUACAUACGUUUUUCUGGCCACUAACUUUGAGGUUAUGUUCGCCAAAAUGCUUCUGCUAUUUUAAAUACGCUUUUGCUGGCCGUUAACUUUGAGGUUAUGUUCGCCGAAAUGUUUCCGCUAUUUCAGAUACGUUUUGCUGGCCGUUAACUUUGAGGUUAUGUUCGCCGAAUUAUUGCCGAUGUAUAACUCAGGCAAACCGACCCCGAGGCCCGGACGGACGCGAGCCCCCCGCCAGCGCCUGGCCUCGCCCCCCCCUCGCCACGAGGCUUCAAAAUUUCACUUUUCUAGUGUAUUUUUGUAAAUAUAUUGAUUCCGUUUAUUCACCGACUUGAUGGUGUUAGUUAAUGUGUGUCCUGUUGGAAGUUUAACCACUCGACGUCACCGUACAUUGAGGAGCAAGGGCGGACGGUGCUCCUGGGUUCAACUCCCCCCCCCCACAAUCCCCUCCAGACCUGGACUAUUAGAAGGAUAGAGAUGGAUGCGAGCGAGACAGAAAGCUGUAGGCGUUGCAUCCUUGCAAGAAGUGACAUAUGAGGAGAAUAUCUAUUAAUCCUACCAUUCCUACCGUUCAUUUCAUAACUCCUAGAAGACUAGUCUUAAAAUAUUUUCCCUAUUAAAAAUUCAUUUCAUAAUCAUUAAUUCUACUAUGUUCCAUCCUUAUGGGCUGUUGAGUAUUUUUUGGAGAGUCUGUAGUACUCGCGAUCAAUUGGAAAUUUCAGAAGAGGGCGAUAAAUGGAAAAGUUAUUUAAUGACUAGCCUCAAACACCUCUUUUCAGUCAGAACCCGGUUAUUAUUUUGCCAUCCUCCCUUCUAAUGACCAAACUUGUAAUGACGGUUAGCUGGAUUUGUCUCCACCAAUGACAGUGAAGCUAUCGCACCCACGGUAAUGCACAGUCACGCGAUAUGAUUUGUAGUAACUUUGCUAGCGUUGUGUAUUGUGUUUGUAAAUCGAGCGGUGUUCAACUCAUAUCGACUUGUAUUGUCAACAUAUCACUAGAUGUAUGUGUUAACUCGUCUGUGGUUUCAACAUAUCAAUUUAGGGUAAGCGUAGACUAGCUAAGAUACAUAUCAUUAUGAAUAGAUGGAUAGAGAUGGAAGUGUUUUGGAAAUUGAUAUACUGUGUCUUAUUAGCUCUUGCAAGUUGCUGUUCAUCACAUUUUUAAUUUUGUUUGUUUAAAUAAUAAUCUUUUAUAAAGUUGUAUAAACAGAGUUUGAGCAAGACACGCUUUCAUAUUUUUAUUGUACAGUUUAAGUUAAUUUAAAUCCUGUCACUCUUUCUGGUAUGUAUGCAUAUAUAAAUGUUGACAGCCUUCAACAUGUACUACAGAUGAAAAAUAUGAUAAAUAAUCAACAUAUUGUUUCCAUUUCCAAAAUGUUUUAUAUAUUUAAAUAUUUUUAAAUUGAGUUUAUAUAUUUCUGUACUUAAACUUAACUGCAAAGUCGCUAUUACGAAACACAUUUAUUAAGGUGCGGGUGCUUUUGAAGAGCAUCUUUAAUUUAUUUGGUUCUUAGCAUAGAAACGAUAGGAAUAUCGUAUCAUUUAUGUAAUUGCUUAGCUCUAUUUACUUCAUUUAUUAAUUUUAAUGUUAAUUUUUAAUUACACAUAUUGUAUAUCACUUUCCAAAACUCAAAAUGGCUCUGAUUUGUUACGCUUUUCUGUUUACUAUAUAUUAUAAUAUUGUUGUACUUUUUGUGAUAUUUUUCAAAUAUUAGGAUGGAUUUGUAGUAAUUAUGAUCUAAAUUGUUCUACAUUACAUUAACGUUUUGAUAAAGAUAUAUGUAAAAGAUAUCUAGCUUAUAAUUUACCUGCAUUUGUAACAUUCUCUUUUACGAAAAAAUACACGAUAUAUUAUUUUAAAAGAAUUUUAAAAGGUUCAAAUCAAUGCAUAAAGAUUUGUUUAUUAUAUUUUCUUUUCAUAUGCGAUAUGCAGAUCUAGUUGAUUUUUUAUAAUUAAAAAUUUGGUGAAUACAUUUUUUUUUAAUUUUUCCAACACUCUUCUGAGUAUAUAAAUUUGUACGCCCCAAAAUAAGCUCAAUGAUCUAGAAACAACGAAUCAAAACAAUUUAUUAAAAAUGUAUGUAACACACAAUAAACUAAUUUAAUAACUUCAUAAACAGAAAAGCGAAACGAUAGCUCUGUUUUGAACGAAUGUUGAGGCCAUCUCUCUGAUUAGGCCUAUUUCUUGUAUUUUUGUAUUCACAAAUAAUAUAUUGGCUGUUGCUUCAUAUAUCUAUGUACGUUCAGAUAAUUUUAAGAAAUGACUAUUUUCUUGAUCAUCUAUGUAUUUAUAAAUAUCGACGUGUAUUUUAUGAGUGUGUAUUUUACUUCUAUCUGUUAAGAGAUCACUGACCAUUGACUGACCCCGAUCACUCCACGAGCAGCUUUGUGUGUAGUGGUUGUAGCCCUCGUAUGGAAGGGCCCCACUAGGCCCAAGGCCCCCGGGGCCCCUGGACCGUGCCGCCCUUGCCCCAAGCAAGACACCAACGCCCCCGUCUACAUCCAUAGUCUUAUUCUGUUCCGUAGUUCAGAGUUGACCCGAUGUAUAUUUUGCCAAUAAAGUCAUUAUGUUUACA
Homalodisca vitripennis (glassy-winged sharpshooter) is the source of this 4698-nucleotide messenger RNA. RefSeq names its product IDLSRF-like peptide. Bases 1 to 534 code for a protein of 177 amino acids. The transcript has 4 exons. Gene Ontology annotation, molecular function: protein binding. Lineage: Eukaryota; Metazoa; Arthropoda; Insecta; Hemiptera; Cicadellidae. The record is from RefSeq and is a predicted model, not a curated record.